AUGUCUCAGAGCCGGUUCCGGCUGAGCGGCCCCCUGGUGGGUGCGGGCAUCGUCGGCGUCCUCGCGGCGUCCUAUAUCGCAUAUUACCUGUACCGGCAGCUGCGGAAGCGGCGCUUCAUGCGCUACCUGAAGCGCAUAUACAACAACGACCACGAGCUCUACGAUGAGGCCGAGGAUGAGUACAGCGACGAGGAUGACUUCUACAUCGACGAGAGGACAAUCGACAGCCAGCGGCUGACCUCGAGGGCCGACCUUGAAAGCAUCCACGGCAGCGGCCGGUCGCGCAGUAGGUAUCCUUACGGCGGCCUCACCCGUCGCACCAAAGGCGUGGAGGAGUUUGAGCAGGAGGACAACAUCGAGAACCUGGGCGGAAGUGCCAAAACCCGGGUUCCGAGGUCGCACUUCUACGGGUCCUUCAAAUCUCGGCUCGCGAAGGCCAGCGGCAAGCGGGACGACGCAGAUGACGACGAUGACUGGGUUAACGUGGACGACGAAUGCAGUCGCAGCCCCUCGAGGAAAAGCGACCAGGUCGAGGCAGCCGAUGAGGCCGCCGAUUCCGGCGCAGACUCGUUGUCCGACGAGGAUGCCGAAGCAAAGUCCGCGGGAAUAGACGCAUCGUGCCUCGUGGAGGCCGCAGGGUCGGCGCCCGCGGCCGGCAGUGCUCUACCUGGCCGGCAGCGGGUGUACUUCAAGUCCUUCGGCUGCGCGCACAACAUGUCAGAUGCCGAAUACAUGAAGGGGCUACUGAGCGAAUAUGGGUACACCAUUUGCGACACGGUCGACAGUGCCAACGUUGCUGUGAUCAACAGUUGCACCGUCAAGGGCCCGAGCCAGGACGCCAUGACCACGGAGAUCGUCCGCGCGCGGAAGCUGGGGAUCCCCGUCGUCGUGGGCGGUUGCGUUUCGCAGGCCGACCGCAGUCUCGGCGUGUUCCAGGACCCCGGCGUGUCGCUCCUUGGAGUCCAGCAAAUAGAGGAGAUCGUGGGAGUCGUCGAGCAGGCGCUGCACAAUCGCAAGGUUACGCUGCUGGACCGCAAAGCGUUGCCCUCGUUGAAUCUGCCCAAAAUCCGCCAGAACAAGCUGAUCGAGAUCAUACCGCUCUCGACGGGUUGCUUGGGCGCUUGCACCUUCUGCAAGACGAAGCAGGCGCGAGGUGUCUUGGGCAGCUACAGCCUGGAGGCGAUCCUCGACCGCGUGGAGUCGGUGGUGGCGGAGGGCAUCCAGCAGAUUUGGCUAACGUCGGAAGACACGGGGGCGUAUGGGAUCGACCUGGGCACCGACAUAGUCACUCUUCUGCGGGGAAUCACUGCGCUGUUGCCGCCUAAUGUGAUGCUGCGUCUGGGCAUGUCCAACCCGCCGUACAUCAAGCGCCACAUCGCCGGCAUCGUCGAGAUCCUGCGGCACCCCAACGUGUUCGAGUUCUUGCACCUGCCGGUGCAGUCGGGCAGCGACCGCGUGCUGGACCUGAUGAACCGUGAGUACCAUAUCGAGGACUUCGAAUACCUGGUCGACUGCGUGCGCAAGGAGCUGCCGGAAUGCACCAUCGCCACCGACAUCAUAUGCGGCUUCCCCACCGAAACCGACGAGGACCACCGCCAGACGCUGGACCUGAUAGACCGUCUGAAGCUGCCCGUGGUGAACAUUUCGCAGUUUUACCCCCGACCCGGCACCCCCGCCGCGAAGAUGAAGCCCCACGGGAACAAGGUGAAGAAAACGCGCACCCGCGAGGUGACACAGUUGUUCAUGUCCUACGAGCGCAACAGCGUGUACGUGGGCCGCACCCUUUCGGUCUGGUUUUCCGACGUGGACAACCAGCGGGGCCACACCGUGGGUCACACCAAGACCUACGUGAAGGUGGUAGUGCCGCUGGACCCCGACCUCGUGGGCCGCAAGGCGCUGGUCACCAUCGAGGAAAGCAGCAAGUGGCACCUGAAGGGUACCGUGUCCUCGUUGGAUGCGUGA
Molecule: messenger RNA, 1962 nt
Organism: Babesia bigemina
Lineage: Eukaryota; Apicomplexa; Aconoidasida; Piroplasmida; Babesiidae
Product: CDK5 regulatory subunit-associated protein
Exons: 4
Coding region: 1-1962 (653 amino acids)
Biological process (GO): tRNA methylthiolation
Cellular component (GO): endoplasmic reticulum
Molecular function (GO): tRNA (N(6)-L-threonylcarbamoyladenosine(37)-C(2))-methylthiotransferase activity; 4 iron, 4 sulfur cluster binding
Source: RefSeq, a predicted model, not a curated record